This is a messenger RNA of Gaeumannomyces tritici R3-111a-1, 1479 nucleotides long. RefSeq lists its product as hypothetical. The coding region runs from base 1 to 1479 and encodes 492 amino acids. NCBI's taxonomy places the organism in Eukaryota, Fungi, Ascomycota, Sordariomycetes, Magnaporthales, Magnaporthaceae. The transcript is spliced from 3 exons. The record is from RefSeq and is a predicted model, not a curated record.
AUGCCGUCCGGCGGCCUCUUGAGCCAGAGCGGUCUCAGCAUUAUCCCCGCCGGCCUCGCCAGACCCGGCAGCCGGGAUCCCGUCCACAGCGUCGUUGGUGGCAUCCAUAGCUGGAUCCGUCUGGCCGACUUCGUCCAAGGCAACGGCUCUGCGCGGAUUUGCAGCGUCGACAUCGGAUUCGGCCAAGUUAACGGCGGACCUCCAGACGACUUUUGGCGUACGCUCGUGGCCGACAGAGGGCGGGACAGCCGGAACCCGCCAUAUUACUACAAGCAGGCGUGCAAGGAGUCCAUAUACAAGGGCGGCCUGCGGGGCGGGUCCGUGAACACAUCGGACCUGAUCAACAACGGGCGCAACUCCAUCGUCGCCCAGUUCUGCCGGCGCGUCCAAGCCGUCAUCUGGAACCGAUCAAUGGUGAAGACGGACCAAGGGAACCUCGGCAUCGCGGCCAAGGGGGUCAGGCAGGGCGACCUUGUGUGCAUCCUAUACGGCUGCAGCGUCCCCGUUAUACUUCGCGAGAGGCAAAAAUCGCAAGAGGAACAGGACGAGAAUAGCGGGGAGGAAGAGAUGAUGCAAGACGUCAAGAAGAUAAUGAGGCGCGGCAUGGCGACAAUGAAGAGCAACAGGAGGCGCAAAACCGCAUACAAGGGCAUCCCCGAGCUUCGCCAGGUGUCACGCAACGUCUACUACGAAUUCUUGGGCGAGUGCUAUAUCCAUGGCAUGAUGGACGGCGAAGCCAUGGCUCGCAAGGCGAACUCUGAAGAGGCGGAACUCGAAAAAUGGGACCAGUUCACCCUUUUUCGCAAGGAGCAAAAGGAACAGGCAUCAACGGGCGAGCCUGAAGACGCGAAGAAGAGGGCGAGCAAGAUACCAGAGGAGCUCAGGAAGAAGGCGAAGGAGGUGCAGGACGAGAUCGCCAAGCGCACAGAGUAUCACCAAAAACGCAAGGCGACGUACGAGGGGAAGCUGCAGGAGUGGGAAGAGCACGACAAGCGCAUGGAUCCUAGGGUAUAUCACGCCAAGCCUGCGAACUCGUGCCCGAUAGCCACCCGCCGGACCACAGUAGCCUCGACCUCGGGCCUGUCAAGCAGGGGGGUUUUACGGCAGCCCACUCUGAUGGCCAGCGACGACGGCCUGGGGGCCCAGCCAGCGCGUGACGAGAACGACGGGGAUGACGACGGGGACACGGGCGGCGGGGGCACCCUCAUCGGCGGCGGCAGCAGCAGCAGCAACGGCACCAGCCGCUCGAGCUACCGCACGGCCAAGACCGGCAUGAAGAGCCCCGAGCCGCUCCACCCGAAGCACUUUGGCGGCAUAGACCAGGUGCGGGAAGAGCUGAUGGAGUGGGCGGAGGUGAAAAAGGCGCCCGAGCGGCUGCGGAAGCGAGCCGAGGCGAGGCCGGAGGAGCAGGCCGAGGCGGACGGGUGGGACUUUUUCAGGGACAAGAUGCUGUGCGACACCAUCUUCGAGCUGAGGUAG